UACGUCACAUGUGCGACGAGUUUAUGAUGAUAUAACCUGAAAAUGGCAGCCGAGGAGAGACAGACGAAAAGUGAAAAAACCAAACCGAUCUUUUGCGAACUGUCCGCUAACGAUCUAGAGUCGGAAAUCACGGAGAUCGAGAGCUUAUGCAUGGAAUGCGGGAAAAAUGGGACUACCAGGCUGUUGUUAACGAAGAUUCCGCAUUACAAAGAUGUGGUACUUAUGUCGUUCGAGUGCGAGCACUGUGGCUAUAAAAAUAACGAGAUACAAAGCGGUGGAAAGAUAGCGGAAAAAAGUGUCAAGAUAACAUUGCAAGUUGUAACGCAACAGGAUCUGAAUCGUCAAGUGGUUAAAUCUGAUUAUACCAGCGUUCACAUUCCCCACUUAGACUUUGAGAUUCCUGCGCAAUCACAAAAAGGAGAAGUUACAACAAUAGAAGGAAUAAUUGAUAGGAGCAUUAGAGCUUUGGAGCAGGAUCAGCCGAAACGUCGGGAAGAAUUUCCAGAUACCGCGGACGAAAUAGAUUUAUUUAUUAGCAAAUUAUGUGCAUUGAAAAUAGUUGAAGAACCAUUCACUAUAAUCUUUCAAGAUAUAUCGGGAAACAGUCAUGUGGAGAAUCCAAAAGCACCACUCAAAGAUAGUCAAUGUAAUAUAACAUAUUUCAAAAGAACAAAAGAGCAGAAUUGUAUGCUGGGAAUUUACUCAGACAAUGAAGAUGUUUUGCUCAAGCCUAUACAGGAGGGAGAGUAUACUCUGGAACAAAUGAACGGUGAAGUGUUGUCCUUCCCUACCAAUUGCCCAGAUUGCAACAGUCCAUGUGAAACAAAUAUGAAACUGACAAAUAUACCACACUUCAAAGAAGUUGUCAUAAUGGCCACACUCUGCGAGUCUUGUGGUCAUAGAACUAACGAAGUGAAGAGCGGCAGUGGAAUCGAACCUCAGGGAAUCAGAAUUGAAGUAAUGGUAACAGGCAAAGAAGAUUUCAGUCGCGAUUUAUUAAAAUCCGAAACUUGCAAUAUGGAGAUACCCGAAUUCGAAUUAGAAGUCGGUCCAGCUGCUUUGGGCGGUCGAUUCACAACUGUCGAAGGGAUCAUAACAGCGAUAAAAGAACAAUUAUCUUCAUCUACAGCUUUCACCGGAGACAGCAGUGAUUUAGAAACUGGGAAGAGAAUGAAGACAUUUAUUGCUCAUUUGGAAGAGGUUUUGGAUGGUCAAAGGAAAGUGACUCUAGUUUUAGAUGAUCCGGCCGGAAAUAGCUAUGUGCAAAGCCUUUCCGAUGAUGGGCCUGACGAUAGAUUAAAAAUCACAAAAUACGACAGAAGUUUCGAACAGAAUGAAGAACUUGGACUCAAUGACAUGAAAGUUGAGAACUAUUAACCUUGUGUUAAAUUAGAAGAACUAAGUAUCAUCAAAGCAUAUCUGAAAAAUGACCAGAUAACAAAACUAUCCAUCUUAAAUCAUGACAUUGUUGUCCUUGUAACAAAGAUUUAUUGUCCAACUAACUUGCACCAUGUAAAUAUAAAAUUUAUAUUAUUUUCAUCAAA
Messenger RNA from Cataglyphis hispanica, 1544 nucleotides. It is a transcript of the gene Zpr1, whose product is annotated as zinc finger protein ZPR1. Gene Ontology annotation, molecular function: zinc ion binding. The transcript is spliced from 3 exons. Lineage: Eukaryota; Metazoa; Arthropoda; Insecta; Hymenoptera; Formicidae. The record is from RefSeq and is a predicted model, not a curated record. The coding region runs from base 43 to 1377 and encodes 444 amino acids. Gene Ontology annotation, cellular component: nucleus; cytoplasm.